UGCGGGGAAAGUGACUUGCCCAAGGUCAUGCAGUGAGGCAGUGGCUGAGCUGGAAAUUGACACGAGCUGAGCCGAAAACUUCCUACUCCUGUGCUGGGCUGUUCAGUGGCACUGAAGGCUGCAGGGCUCCACGCAAAGACGUGUUAGAGUAGGUUCUGCUUACCUGGCUGAUGCUGCCAGACUGAGAAUGGCAUGCUGUGGAGGACGUGGCAGUGGAAGUGUUUAAUCCCCUUCUCUUAGCUGCUACCACGGGAAAUCUUGGUGACUUACCUCUAGGUUCCUCUGCAGAAGACCAACUGCUGACCUUAUCCAAGUUUGCCUCUCAAGCUGCAUUUGACUGCUCUGGACAGUAGCAACACAUUGGAUCUGACAUGAUUCUUCCUGGUUGUGCUGUUGCAGAUGGAAUUGCGAGUACAAGGAAUGAAAAUUGAUAGGACUUGUUGAUGUUCUUUCUGCUACAGCCUGGCGAGUUUCUGAGCUGCAGCAGAGGAGACCUGCAAACAAAAAAAGAAACAGCAGCUAUUAGCCUACGGUGUUCAGAGAGAACAGUAAAUCAGCACAAUAUGGCACAUCAUAGGAUUGUCCUUGGAUUAUUCCUGGUGACUGUUUUAUCACUGUUGGAUGGAAGUUCAGCUUUCCUGUUAAAUCAGCGUCUGAAGGGAAGAUUUCAAAGAGACCGUAGAAACAUCCGCCCAAACAUCAUCCUUGUUCUUACUGAUGAUCAGGAUGUAGAACUUGGUUCUAUGCAAGUGAUGAAUAAAACAAGACGAAUCAUGGAACACGGAGGGGCUCAUUUCAUCAAUGCCUUUGUGACAACGCCCAUGUGCUGCCCAUCUCGUUCCUCUAUUCUCACAGGGAAGUACGUCCACAACCACAACACCUACACUAACAAUGAGAACUGUUCUUCUCCAUCCUGGCAGGCUCAGCAUGAAAUCCGUACCUUUGCAGUGUACCUCAACAACACGGGCUACAGGACAGCUUUCUUUGGAAAGUACCUUAAUGAAUACAAUGGCUCCUAUGUGCCUCCUGGUUGGAAAGAAUGGGUUGGGUUGCUUAAAAACUCUCGAUUUUACAACUACACACUCUGUAGAAACGGAGUGAAGGAGAAACAUGGAUAUGACUACUCCAGGGAUUAUCUAACUGAUCUGAUUACCAAUGACAGUAUUACAUUCUUCAGAAUCUCCAAGAAGAUAUAUCCUCACAGGCCUGUGCUGAUGGUCAUAAGCCACGCAGCUCCUCACGGCCCUGAAGAUUCAGCUCCUCAGUACUCACAUCUCUUUCCUAAUGCCUCACAACACAUCACUCCCAGUUACAACUAUGCUCCCAAUCCAGACAAGCACUGGAUAAUGAGAUACACAGGUCCCAUGAAACCCAUCCACAUGGAGUUCACUAACAUGCUGCAGAGGAAACGCCUUCAAACGCUCAUGUCUGUGGAUGACUCUAUGGAGAUGAUUUACAAUACAUUGGUUGAAACAGGUGAACUGGACAAUACCUAUAUAAUAUACACAGCAGACCAUGGCUAUCAUAUUGGACAAUUUGGGCUGGUGAAAGGGAAGUCCAUGCCAUAUGAGUUUGAUAUCAGAGUUCCUUUCUAUGUCCGAGGUCCAAACGUGGAAGCUGGAUCCUUGAAUCCUCACAUUGUGUUGAAUAUCGACCUCGCCCCUACGAUUCUAGAUAUUGCUGGUUUGGAUAUUCCAUCUGAUAUGGAUGGCAAAUCCAUCCUAAAGCUUCUGGAUUCUGAAAGACCAGUGAAUAGGUUCCAUUUAAAGAAAAAGAUGAAGGUGUGGAGGGAUUCGUUCCUAGUGGAAAGAGGUAAACUGCUGCAUAAGAGAGAGAAUGAGAAGGUAGAUGCCCAGGAAGAAAACUUUCUACCCAAAUACCAGCGUGUGAAAGACCUCUGUCAGCGAGCUGAGUAUCAAACAGCUUGUGAACAGCUUGGCCAGAAAUGGCAGUGUGUGGAAGACGCCAGUGGAAAGCUCAAGCUACACAAGUGCAAGGGAAUGGCGAACUUGGAAGCUGCAGGCAACAGCAAAGGCACCUCCAACAUCUUGCCCAAGUAUUACAGCAGGAAUAGUGAAGACUGCAAUUGUGAAGAGAAUGAGUACAAGCUGAGCCAUGUCGGACGGAGGAAGAAACUCUUCUCCAAGAAAAAAUACAAACCCAGCUACGUGCGGAAUCGCUCCAUCCGUUCGGUGUCUGUGGAGCUGGAUGGAGCCAUUUAUAACUUGGGCUUGGAGGAUGGCUACCAACCUGUCCUGCCAAGAAACAUCACCAAACGGCACAACAUGCAGAGGGCUCUUCUUCGUGAGGAGGAAGAUAAAGACGUGGGGGAAUACAGUGGCACUGGUGGCAUUGCAGAGUACGCAGCCCCUAACCUAAUAAAAGUGACUCACAGGUGCUACAUCCUGGAGAAUGACACUGUUCAGUGUGACACAGACCUGUACAGGUCACUGCAGGCUUGGAAGGACCACAAGCUCCAUAUUGACCAUGAGAUUGAAACUUUGCAAAACAAAAUAAAGAACCUGAGGGAGGUGAGAGGUCAUCUGAAGAAGAAGCGCCCUGAGGAGUGUGACUGUAACAAGAUAAGUUACCAUUCAAAGCACAAAAGCAAGCUGAGGCACAAGGGAUCAAGUCUCCAUCCUUUCAGGAAAGCCUUACAGGAGAAGGACAGGCUGUGGCUGCUUCGUGAGCAGAGACGGAAGAAGAAGCUGCGCAAGCUGCUGAAGAGAAUCAAAAACAACGACACGUGCAGCAUGCCUGGCCUGACCUGCUUCACCCACGACAACCAGCACUGGCAAACAGCUCCCCUCUGGACACUGGGCCCCUUCUGUGCCUGUACCAGUGCCAAUAACAACACGUACUGGUGUCUGAGGACAAUCAACGAGACCCACAACUUCCUGUUCUGUGAAUUUGCAACAGGAUUUCUGGAGUAUUUUGAUCUCAACACUGAUCCAUAUCAGCUGAUUAAUGCAGUGAAUACACUAGACAGAGACGUUCUCAAUCAACUUCACGUCCAGCUCAUGGAACUAAGAAGCUGCAAAGGCCACAAACAAUGCAAUCCCAGAACUAGAAACAUGGAUCUGGGCCUGAAAGAUGGAAGCUACGAGCAGUACAGGCAGUUUCAGCGUCGAAAGUGGCCAGAUGUGAAGAGACCAUCAUCUGCCAAGUCACUAGGACAGCUGUGGGAAGGCUGGGAGGGCUAACCUCCUCCAACCUCUGCACCUCUGUGAGGAUACAAACUGGCCAGAACUUGAAUCCCUGUAAAGACUCAGUGGAAACAUUUAUGACUUCAGAACAAAUUCUAACGUUAGCCUGGAGGACUGGACAAAUGUUGAGGCUGAAAUAGAUGAUAGAGAGUUUGCACUGGUGAGUGAAUUACAUAGAAACUGGGAAAUGCUGACAGAACCACAGGUCCCUGAAAUCCACUAUUUUACCUGCUUUCUGCUUUGGAUUAUACCUCACCUGCUUCACAAGGCAUUGUACUUCAAGACGACACCACUAACACUGCCCAGGAGCUGACAGAAGAGGAGAUGCAGCCACGUCCCAAAGAGGAUUGCCUUCCCAGGGGUCGAAGAGUACACAGAGACAGCAGGAGUAAACAAAGUAUUUUCCAAUUCAACUGGAUCUUCAGAUGUCCUGAGAAAAAAGCUUUACAGCCAGGUACAACUCUGAAGCAAGGCUUUGAAACAUGAAUGCUUUCCCCUCUAGCUGGGUAAAAGGUAAUGGUGGAAAAGAACUUUUAAGAGAUUCAGGAACUGAAGUGAGCAGCAUUGAAUACCAUCAACACCAUGCUACUUCUCAAACGUCCUCUGAGGAUACAUUUUAGUUCCAGCUCUACUUCUCCAUCCUAUUGCCUCCUCUAGGAAUAUUAGAGAAAAUCUUGACUAGCAGGAGGACACCCAAGAUUUUUGGAGGGGUUGUGUAAAUAUUGCUCAAUAUACUGUUUGAAAAGAAAUUCCUUCAGGUUGUGAAGACUUUUGUUAAUAAAAGAGUGGAAUGCCCACACACCUUUUCUCAAAAUGCUACUUAAUGUCACAUAGCUCAUUUCAGAAUUUAUCCACUUUUGAAAGUACUGAAAACUUUUCAGUAAAUGUAUAUCUUAAAUUUUAAUGAAACCAGAUUUGUAUGGAAGUUUGGUUUUUUUAUGAUGUGCUAAUACUAUUAUAGUCUAUGUUCCAAACCAAAACAGUUCCAGCAGCAUUUUGCUCAGUAGUGUUAGCUUUUACAUUUAUUUUUACAAAGGCAGCUCAAAAAAGCUCAGUGCUUGUAGCCAAUAAAGAAUGAUCUAGUUCUAGCCUACAAAGACGUAGAUGUGCUGAAUGAGAGUUACUGCUGAAAGGCUUUGAAGGGAAAAGCUAUCAUUUUCCUCUGGCAGCACAGUGGACAGAACCUGUUUCAGUGUUGUCAGAAAUUAGCUGCAGCAGGGGUGCUAGUGGUGAUACUGGGAUUGAGAAUUGGUUAUCCUGUCCAGCUAGGACCUCUUUUACAGGCACAUGCAGGAGGGAGCUAAUGUGACAGACUCAACAUGUGUGGUCUUCAAUCUUCAAGAGGUACAAACCUAACUUGAACUUGUAGAAAUGUGGUGUACAGCUGUGUCGCAGCAGUUACUCUGAUGGCUUUCCUGGUUUUGCACAUCCAGAAACUCAAGUGGAAUUACUUCCUGAGGGAUGGAGAUCUCUGGAAUCACACCCCCAUACAUAAAAAUACUUCAAUUUAGGAACUGAGGGGGAAAAAAAAAAGCCACCCUGAUAAAGCAGCUGUGGGUCUUCUGUUAGAUGUGCUAGUGUUUGUGUCACACUAAGGUAAAUAGAUUGCCCAAAAUUUUCUUGCAAGUUUGUUUUUUGUUUUCUAAUUUUGGAAGUAUGAUAAUUGCCUGUCUUAAUCUAGCCCUAGCUGUUGUUUAUAACCUGUUACAGAUCUCAUGGAUUAUCAGAAACAUCUGCUAGGUGAGGAGAUGCUGGAUCACUACAAAUAAGUUUAAAAAAAAAUAUAUAUCCCUGAAGUAAAAGUCACCAAGAGAAACAUUUCUGCUGUGUGCAGAGAAGAGUGUUGGCUGGCUGCCAUUCACAGUGAGUAUGCAGGAAGAAUACAAGGUUAGAUUUUUAACACUUUGCACUUACCUUAUUUUUGUGUUCCACCUGUGCUGUUGGUAAGGUGAGGGUGUGACUGCCAGAAUCCUGCGUGGUCACUUACUGUUGCUGUUACACGCCAGUGAGAAGCUCCAGAAAUUACUGCAUCCCUUGAUACAAAAUACUGAGCUGUGUGACACAAGCAGCAGUGGGAGUGUUCUGAAAAGGUAGGUCAUUGCCCAGUUAUGGAGAAGGCUACCACCUCUUCUCCUUUCAGCUCUCCUAAAGACAAUGAUUUAAGGUGAAAAAGACAAAUUUCAAUGCAAGAUUAGCUGCUGAAUGGGUCCUCAUGGGCAGCAGAUCCAAGUUGUCAUUUCUUUACCUUCUGUGGCCAACUAGGAAAAAUGUAAAUCAUUUGCUAUAGGUUAGCUCUCCUCAGUAACAGCACCAGAUUGUCUCUGACCUUUCCAGAGUACAGUUACCAGCCUUAAAGUAUCAGACAGCCAAUACACUGUUAUCACCAAGGUCUGAUUUUAAAUAGAAACCUUUAUUUACAUUAUUAUUAACAUCCAAACACAAAAAUCAGCAGAGCAGUAAUACCUUACAACCAACUCUUUUUUAUAAAUCAGCCCCCAUGAUUUUUCUGUUUUGCAAAACAAAAGAUACAGAUAUUUCAAGCAAUACUUAUGUAAACUAAACUUAAAUGCAGUUCUCAAUACUGUAUGCCUUCUCCUGAGAAGUUUUUUCAAUAUUGCUCUCAGAAUUACACGGUUCCAUACUUGCUGUAUCAUUCUGUCAUCUGGUAGCCUGCACAGAAAGUCUAAAAUAAAAUGUGUGCUAAUUGGUACAACA
This is a messenger RNA of Pogoniulus pusillus (Red-fronted tinkerbird), 5921 nucleotides long. It is a transcript of the gene SULF2, whose product is annotated as sulfatase 2. The transcript is spliced from 24 exons. Gene Ontology annotation, biological process: heparan sulfate proteoglycan metabolic process; glomerular basement membrane development; negative regulation of fibroblast growth factor receptor signaling pathway. Lineage: Eukaryota; Metazoa; Chordata; Aves; Piciformes; Lybiidae. The record is from RefSeq and is a predicted model, not a curated record. Gene Ontology annotation, molecular function: N-acetylglucosamine-6-sulfatase activity; calcium ion binding; glycosaminoglycan binding. Gene Ontology annotation, cellular component: plasma membrane; cell surface; Golgi apparatus. The coding region runs from base 444 to 3203 and encodes 919 amino acids.